Molecule: messenger RNA, 1623 nt
Organism: Dothidotthia symphoricarpi CBS 119687
Lineage: Eukaryota; Fungi; Ascomycota; Dothideomycetes; Pleosporales; Dothidotthiaceae
Product: 26S protease regulatory subunit 6B
Exons: 4
Coding region: 1-1623 (540 amino acids)
Biological process (GO): proteasome-mediated ubiquitin-dependent protein catabolic process
Cellular component (GO): proteasome regulatory particle, base subcomplex
Molecular function (GO): ATP hydrolysis activity; ATP binding; proteasome-activating activity
Source: RefSeq, a predicted model, not a curated record
AUGGGGAAUCGCGAGGUGGAAGCGCUCCGUGACUGCAGCUCCCAAGUGGCGCGUCAUGGUCACGUGAAUAGCGGUCCUUGGCGUUCUGAGCUCCGGCGGUCGUUGCGGCGAGCGAGUAUCGACACGACAAACACGACAACCACCUCACCUCCGCCAUCGCUCUUAGCAGGCUACGCGUCAUCCCGGGUACACCAGCUGAACUUCUUUGACCUUCUCAACGGAUAUCGCAUUUCCAUAGGUAACCAGCAGUCCAGUGCUGGCGGCGGCGGCCCUCCCGGCGACGACAAGAGCAAGAAGGACAAGAAGGAGAAGCCCAAGUACGAGCCUCCCCCACAGCCCACGACCCGCAUCGGCAGGAAGAAGAAGAAGGCUGCCGGACCGAGCGCCGCCGCGAAGCUACCGACCGUCUACCCGACCGCACGAUGCAAGCUACGAUACCUGCGCAUGCAGCGCAUCCACGACCAUCUGCUGUUGGAGGAGGAGUACGUCGAGAACCAAGAACGUCUCCGGAAAGCACGAGCGGCCAAGGAGGGCAACGCGCCCGCAAACGUCAAUGGAGAGGACCCUGACCGGAACGCCGACGAGAGGUCGCGGGUUGACGAUAUGCGUGGCAGCCCCAUGGGUGUAGGCAACCUGGAGGAGCUCAUCGACGACGAUCACGCCAUCGUCUCCAGCGCCACCGGGCCUGAAUACUACGUCUCCAUCAUGUCCUUCGUCGACAAGGACCUGCUGGAGCCUGGUGCCAGCAUUCUCCUGCAUCACAAGUCUGUGUCCGUCGUUGGUGUGCUCACAGAUGAUGCGGACCCGCUGGUCUCUGUCAUGAAGUUGGACAAGGCGCCCACCGAGUCGUACGCGGAUAUCGGUGGUCUGGAGCAGCAGAUCCAAGAAGUACGAGAGGCUGUUGAGCUUCCCCUGCUGCACCCUGAGCUGUACGAGGAGAUGGGUAUCAAGCCGCCAAAAGGUGUCAUUCUAUAUGGUGCGCCCGGUACUGGCAAGACGCUGCUGGCGAAGGCUGUGGCGAACCAGACCAGUGCCACAUUCCUGCGCAUCGUGGGUUCUGAGCUGAUCCAGAAGUAUCUUGGAGACGGGCCCAGGCUUGUGCGACAGCUGUUCCAGGUUGCUGCCGAGAACGCGCCGUCUAUCGUUUUCAUCGACGAAAUCGAUGCCAUCGGUACGAAACGUUACGAGUCCACAUCAGGUGGUGAGCGCGAAAUUCAGCGAACUAUGCUGGAACUCCUCAACCAGCUUGACGGUUUUGAUGACCGUGGUGAUGUCAAGGUCAUUAUGGCCACCAACAAAAUCGAGACUCUUGACCCCGCUCUGAUCCGACCUGGUCGUAUCGACCGAAAGAUUCUCUUCGAGAACCCCGAUCAAACAACGAAGAAGAAGAUCUUCACUCUCCAUACCUCCAAGAUGUCGCUCAACGUGGAUGUCGAUCUGGACGAAUUCAUCAGUCAGAAGGACGACCUCUCUGGUGCUGACAUCAAGGCCAUCUGUUCCGAAGCUGGUCUGAUGGCUCUCCGUGAGCGAAGGAUGCGAGUGCAGAUGGAGGACUUCCGUGCUGCUAGGGAACGAGUGUUGAAGACCAAGAGCGAGGGUGAGCCAGAGGGCUUGUACUUGUGA